AUGGAUGUCCAAAUAAUGGAAAAGGCUUAUGACAUGAUUAAGCAAAAUGUUUUAUAUAGGAAAACACCAAUGAUACCUUUGGACAAAACAAUAGAUUUGCCAAUAUAUGUUGGUUUAUACUUAAAGCUUGAAAAUAUGCAAUAUACAGGUUCUUUUAAAAUAAGGGGUGCUAUAAAUCAAAUUGCAAAUAUGGAUAAAGAUAAUUUUAAAAAAAAGCUUGUAACUAUAUCUACAGGAAACUAUGGAAAAGCAUUGGCGACUAUAUCAAAAGAGCUUAAAUUAGACUCACUAAUAAUUAUGCCAAACAAUGCUUCUGAUGAAAGUGUUCAAAUAAUAAAAGAAUUACGAUCUAAUGUUGAAUUAGUUGAUAAAAAUUUAUUACAAAAAACACUUGAUGAUCAUGUAAAGAAUGAUAACAUUUGUGGAUAUGAAAUAUUUCAACAAUGUCCUGACAUUGAUAUUGUUAUUGCUUCUUGUGGUGGAGGGCAGUUUUUAGCUGGCAUAUCAUCUGCAAUAAAACAUAAGAAACCAAACUGUAAAAUAUAUGGUGUUGAACCAUAUGGAGGGGAUAUCGGAUUGGUGAAAAAUAUGUGGAUCAGCACAGCCCUAGUUCAAUAUUACCCUUUCAAGCAUUAA
Messenger RNA from Gordionus sp. m RMFG-2023, 636 nucleotides. RefSeq lists its product as uncharacterized. The transcript has 5 exons. The record is from RefSeq and is a predicted model, not a curated record. Gene Ontology annotation, biological process: L-threonine catabolic process; L-serine catabolic process. Bases 1 to 636 code for a protein of 211 amino acids. Gene Ontology annotation, molecular function: L-serine ammonia-lyase activity; pyridoxal phosphate binding; threonine deaminase activity. NCBI's taxonomy places the organism in Eukaryota, Metazoa, Nematomorpha, Gordioida, Chordodea, Parachordodidae.